Malurus melanocephalus (red-backed fairy wren) is the source of this 3025-nucleotide messenger RNA. It is a transcript of the gene GEMIN8, whose product is annotated as gem nuclear organelle associated protein 8. The record is from RefSeq and is a predicted model, not a curated record. Gene Ontology annotation, biological process: spliceosomal snRNP assembly. The coding region runs from base 190 to 909 and encodes 239 amino acids. NCBI's taxonomy places the organism in Eukaryota, Metazoa, Chordata, Aves, Passeriformes, Maluridae. Gene Ontology annotation, cellular component: SMN complex. The transcript is spliced from 5 exons.
GAAGCGGCGGGGGAAGGAGCUCUCGGCCCGCCGGAACGGAGCGAGGGAGCGCAGGAGRCGGCUCUGUGCGGUUCCCCUCGCCYGCCGGAGCCCCAGGCUGCCCGGGAACUGCUUCUGUUGUACACACGUUGAUGUGAACAUCAUAGUGAUAGUUCACCUUGAUCAUCACCAGAACAAACUCCAGAAAAGAUGGAAGACACGGAGCCGUGGUACUCCCACAAAGUGUACACAAGGUACUGGAGGCACUAUGACUUAGCCAUGCGCUGGAUGCGGAGGCACCAGAGGGCCUACAGGAAAGCCAUGGAGUCCUUUUAUCGCCUGCCUUGGCAUCSUUGGCAUCCUGCUGCAACUUCUCCAAGCAGCCACUACUCAGACUGGGAUAGGAAUGAUCACCCAUAUACCCCAAACUAUUCUUCCACCUGUAGACCAGAUGUCAGAGUUUCAUGUCAUGGGGGAGCUCAGCAGUACACAGGUGCCUACCAAGAGAGGAAGGAUGCUGACGAGAACUCUGAAAUGGAAGAGGAUGCUGAAAGGGACUCUGAAAUGGAGGAAGACUCGGAGUCUGAAGGGGAGAUAGAAUAUGACUUGAGUAACAUGGAAAUCACAGAGGAGCUUCGCCAGUUUUUUGYAGAGACAGAGAGGCACCGAGAGGAACUGCGGAGGCAGCAGCAGCUGGAAGCUGAGGACCCAUACGUGGAGGCUGAUCAAGACCUGCACAGGAGGGUGGAGCGUUCUGUGGAGCCGCCUACAGAAAGACCUGGAGAGAGGCGCAUGGCAGAAAUGAAAAAGCUSUAUGGUGCUGAAGCUGCCAAAAUCCAGGCAAUGGAGGCUGCCAUGCAACUUAUCUUCGAUAGGAACUGUGACAAAAAGCAGCCCAAAUACUGGCCCAUUAUACCCCUUAARCUCUGAGUACCUGGACUGUGCUCUGGCCUGGCACAGAACUACAGGGUCAGGUGCCUCAGGCUGGGCUGCUGAAAGAGCAAAUUGCAAAUUUUGGGUUUGGACUUUGGGGGAGAGUCUUGCAAGGACAGCAUUUAUUUCUUUGGCUUUUUUUUUUUUUUUACAGUAUCUGCCUGCAAUGCUCACAGUCAAUGCUCACAGUCAACCCACAUACAGUUGUCAAGUAGUAAUAGACGCGACAGGAAUAUCUAACCUGUCUAAAGUUCACUCAUUUUGAUACCCACUUGCCUUGACUGUGCUUGCAAGAAACAUAACAAUGUCCAUACCCAAUGAACUGGGAAAACUUAAAGCGAUGCAGAAAAGUAAAAGACUUUAGGUAUGGUCUCCUCUUCCCGUUUAGGAAUUUGAGUGAUCCCAUUUUUUAGUCUUAUUUAAUGUAGUAGUAUUAGGAUCCUGUUUCACACAGCAUAGCUUGAAGUGUUAUGUCUGCUAAUGCUGGAUUUUUUUGAGAACCAGCAGCCCACUGGCCAAGAUACAACUUAUCAAAUUACCAUAGCCCAGACAUUUGAAUUCUUUUUCAAAGGUUCAUAAUAAUGCAGGAAGUUUUUCUUCCAGACUGUUACUUGUCUGGUGGGAGUUUAAAGCAACAUUAUAUAGAAAAAUGUUUUAAUGAAGGGGGUGGAAGGGUUGGGUAGAAGCCUGAUGUGGUCCUGCCUGUUAGAAAUCUGUUUAGCAGAAGAGAAACUUAAGRGGACACAGCACUACUAGGGCCAGUGCCUGUGGUGAUUUUUGCCAUUCUAAUAAAAAGCAUCAAUGGGCUUGAAGGCUUGAAGCUUUAAAGACUUGCUAGUUUGAUAGACUGUCUGAACAGUGUAUGGGGAGCUGUGGAAGCCAGGUAGCCCUGUGGGCUAUGUCUGUUUUAGGUGCAGCUUUCCAAUGCCCAAGUUCAUAAGACAUGCACAAAAUUUAAACACAAGUAAAUAGAUGUGUACUCAUCUGUCUGUAAAGAGAUGUGCAUCUGUGUGGGCUCAUCCAUCUGCACUGGCUGUUUGGUUCUGCUUCUGUCUCUAUUUUUGGCCAGUUGUGUUUGCCCCACCAAUAGCUCUCCAUGUGGAGUGAGCCAUACUGGUGGUUUGUGUAAGAGAGGCCAAACUGGCCCCUCAAAACCAGUGGCUCCUUAGAAAAUGGUGCCCUGAACACAUGAAAGGAUUCUGUGUGAAGCUCUGCUGAUAAAUACCACUGUGUGCUGAAGGGCUGUACUUCGUGUUGCAGCAUUUCCAUGCCAUGGCAAAGGAACCUUCUGCUGCUUUAAUAGUGACAUAUUCAUCCACCUUCCUGGCAAUGGAGGAAGGUCACAAGUAAAAUUUUCACUUCAGUUCAUGCAGACUGAGUGUCCACGGUUUCUUUGUAAUGUGUAGUUUGCAGUACAUACCAGGAGUUGCUGUGCCCUCUGCAGCAGCCAGCUGCAACAAAGYAAGUCUGCAGUGCAGUAUGGAAUAGCUUUGCUUUCAGUAGUAGUUACUGUGUUUUCAAAGCAACAUUUCCAUGUCAGUUCCACCUCUUGCACUUUAGAUGUGAUGAGAUGAAGUUAAAUUGAACACUGAAAUUAAAAAGCAUCCAGUUUCCAAGACUUAUUUCUGGUGUGGUUAAUCUGAAAAGCUUCAGUGAGACAGGAGAGUGAAAAGGAUAAUUACAGUCCUGCAUUUGUCUUCACUCUAGUUUUUGGCGGGUUUUCUCAAAAAUUCACUGUUUUAUUUAGGUUUCCUUUCACUGACCAAAUAAAUUUUCUUCUUAACACCUUGUAAUUUACUUUCAUGUUUUUUAUAUAAGCAAACUUCCACACUAGAAYGGUUCAGUUCUUAGAUGCUAAACCUUUCUUUUAGCUGCUGUAUUGUUAGGGAAGAUUGAASUUAGAGCAAGAGCAGUUUUAACAUAUGGAGAAGCACGAGGAGUGUUGACAGGACUUUCACAGGAAUGCCAGUCAAUACCACACGUGUAUGGWGUGGUGCAAAAUGAAUGGGAGGGUUGCUGUCUCCACUGGGAGAAAACCCUGUCACACAUCAACAUGCAUAAAUCUCUCUGUUCCUAUUUGGAGUGUUUCCAGUCUGGUGAUGGUGUUUUCCCC